AAUUAAUAAUAAUCUAGUUGUAAACGUUAAUCUUCCUCUAAUCUUCAGUAUUAAGCAUUAAUCUCAGUUGAUAAGCCCACGAUAAAUCCUCACCUUCGCAUUCCUAACUUGUAUUGGAACGAGCAGAAAGCAGAAAAUGAUGUCUCCCAAACAAAUCUCUGAGGAUCGAGGAUCUCCUAAUUUCAGACACACACCUUUGCAGAUAAUUCAUAUCCUCGGAAACUUCUUUAGAAUAUGGUCGGUUUACUCCAUGUAUCACUAUUUCACUCAAACAGGAGCUUCAUCAGUACUUUUCAUCUUCUGCUGUUUGGUUCCAUCUUCCCUCCUGUUUUUGUUGUUGCAAAAGCCAUGGAAGGGAAGACCACUUUCUAAUAGUCAGGUUUAUCCUUCUGUGGUAAACGGUGCCAUAACCGCGAUAUACUUCAUCUUGUGGGUAAAGGGGCUUAAAUCAUGUGGACCACUUAGGGCUAUAAUGGCAGAAUAUUCUGGUGCUGUGCUAGGAGUAUUAUCUGCAGUAUUAUAUGGGCGAAGAGGCCAUGUUUGGAAAAAGGUUGGUGGGCUUAUUGCAAUGUUGGCAGCACUUUACUUAUUAUCUCAAGGAUGGGCUAUGGCAACUUUGUCUCCAUUUUAUAUCCUGUUGUGUGUUAAGCUUUACUUAGUUUUCAAGCUAAUAGGCUUGUUGUUCACUAUCAUUUCAUCUGCUUCCGUCUGUUUUUAAUCUUUUCUUGUAUUGUUCAACUAUCAACUUCUUUUUCUUAUGCUGAACAUUUUGCCUUUUCAAGUUUUUUGAAUAAACUUAACCAGAGAGUACCAUUCAGAGACAACCUUGACAUAGAGGUUCAGACAAAAGAAGCAUUGGGUAUGACAGAGAUGGUGGUUCCAAUCUUGGCUGGGAUCUUAUCAGCUUUGAGAAGGGUUAUUGCACGGCGUGUUUCACUGAAGAAUCAACUUAAAAGGCGGCUUAAUGCAGUAACAAUUGCUUCUGCAACAUGUUUCCUAUUCCCUGUGGCCAUGUGGGACUUGAUCAUUGGAUCCACCUCUGGUAGCAGUGUGGAAUUGCCUUUCUCUGCCUGGGCAUUUUUGAGCACCAUAUUCUUUGGAAUCAUCUUGAUAUUCUAUGUUGAUAGUAUUGCAGAGGAGAGGUUGCACAUGGUAUUCUCUUCCCCAAGGCAUUUAAUGGUUGCUGGAGGAUGUAUAAUUAUCAUGGAGACAUUGUACAAAAUGGACUUCUCUCUUCCAGGCUUUGUAAUUUGCUCCUCAGUAUUGGGCUUUGGAAUAUAUGAGUCAACUGCUUUGGACCGAAGUAGGAAAGAUUCAUUUCAAAAGCCAAAUCCAUCAAACGGGAUAAUAGAAGAUGAACUUCAAAUGUCAUCACUUCCAACUUAAUUUGUGAAUCAGAAUUUACACAUAUCACAAGCAGUUUUCUUGCAGCAUUCUUUCGGAGAUGUUGAUGCAUGUCUCAAGGUCUUCUAUCCAAAUUCUUUUGUUGACGAAAAUAGUAUGAUCAUUAACUAAUUGUUUAAAUGAUAAAGCAAAUAUUUCAUAGUUAGGACGCUCUGAGACAAGUUCAAUCACGAUGUAAAAUUCAUUGACAUGUAACCUAUUGUUACUAGUUCUAUGCUAUUAGCCGAAGGAUUAUUCUUGCCUGGUAAGGUCUUUCACGGAUAAUCUUAUGGAGUUGUGAUCAAUGGAAACUCAAUCAAAUUGUUUAACAUUA
Rubroshorea leprosula is the source of this 1717-nucleotide messenger RNA. The record is from the annotation of a GenBank genome assembly. NCBI's taxonomy places the organism in Eukaryota, Viridiplantae, Streptophyta, Magnoliopsida, Malvales, Dipterocarpaceae.